GCAUCAACAAGCAAAUUUCAUCUCAAGAACAAUGGCAGACACAGAACAGUUAGAGCUCCCUUCAGAGCCCCAAAGCAGACUCGUAACAUACUGCGGAGUUUGCACUCUCCCUCCCGAAUACUGUGAAUAUGGAGGAACUGUUAAGAAGUGCCAGGAGUGGCUGGAAGCGAACCGCAAAGACAUGUACGAUGUUAUUUGGUCUGCAGAGGCAUUAGAAGCCGCCACUGCAUCGCUCUCCAUUGAGGCUCAGAAGCGCGCCGCCAAGGACGCACAAAAGAAGACCGCAAAGGCAGAAGCCGCCGAACAGAAGCAGGCUGACAAACUUGCCGCCAGCGUUGUUACCAUUAAGAGAAUCGAACGAAACAAGAAGAAGUUUGUCACAGCUGUUAUUGGCCUAGAGGCGUUUGGCCUCGAUCUCAAGAAAGUUGCCAAGGAUUUUGGCAAGAAGUUUGCCACGGGCUCAUCAGUCACGAAGCUACCGAACGGUGGUGAAGAGAUUGUGGUCCAGGGCGAUGUAAGCGACGAACUGGAGGAGUUCAUUUUGGAAAAAUACAAGGAAAUCCCAGAAGACAACAUUGAAUUCGUGGAUGAUAAGAAGAAGAAGAAGGCCGCAGCCGCAUAAAUUGAUAGAUGUAACCCUUAGUUAAACGCCGUACGAAUAUAACCCGACACAUAAUCCAAAGUGUCAAUGAUGAAGUUAAAAAGAAAACAAGAAUCCCAGCGCAACCCAUGCCUGUUUGUCGUGCAGUAUGCAACAAUCAAUAAAACGCCAUAAUUGUGAUUCUAAAUCGUUAUUAAGCUCGCUUGCGUAAAAUCCUUCCACUGCUACUGGUUUGUAGAGUACCACUAGUCUUCGUGGAGGUGGUAGCCUUUCUAACACUGCUGGUAAUAGCUUUGCGGGCAGACGAUGCCGUCGCUUUCGUGCCAGUGGGCUUUCGCACAACGGUUGUCGUGCUACUUUGGCUGGUGUCGCUCGCGUUACUCAGGCGACGUCCAACUCGAGUUGGAGGACGAGAUGGUUGGUUCCUCGAGGUGGUCACUGGCCGUGUCUUGUUGCUCAUUGCCGUUGCUGGUCGAGACGUAGAUGUUGUGGUAGCUUUCCUCGACCCUGCUGCCCGAGCAGCCUUGGCCUUCUCGACCAUGUUGGUUAGGGCGUUGAUAGCUGUUGCUGAGCGUGAUUGACCAUUGCCCUUGAGCGGUGAUCCUGGCCUACUGAGUGGAGCCUUUCUGGGCGAUGUUUCGCGAUGAGCAAGGCGUGAGUUGGAGGAGGUAGGUGAUAGGACCUGUGUAGGGCGAACGCUGCCCAUCUGCGCUCCGCGAACGCGUUUCUUAAGGUGCUCGCCAUUCUCAUUCGCAUUCUCCUUGUCACCAGAAAUCUCAUGGCUAUGCAUUGUUAGUGACGUAUUCGACACGGAAAUCAAAAGAACCUACCUCAGUCGUUUCUGGUGAUGUGCUUGUGCUGUCUUCUUUGGCUGGGUUCGCGUUGGAUAGUCCUUUGCUGGAACUGGUGGAGGCGCGACAUUUGCUGCUUUCUGUUGCUCUUGUUGAAUAAACUUCAUGAGGAGUUCUCCCAUAGUCAUCUUUCGCAGGGAUGUUGGAAUUCUAUUUAUGCGCAUCUCGAUACGCGAACGAAUGCCUUGGGCGUGGGCGUGGUACUGAGCUCUCAGUCGUCGAGCGCGUUCCGUGACUGUACCUUGGUUAGUCACCAGUGAGGUUGAAAAGGGAACUUCUACAUACCCUCAAGUUGUAAAUUAUCGAUCAAAGUUUGUUUUUGCUGAAGUGAAAUGCCAAUUUUUCUUCGUUUGAUUGGGCUUCGCUGUGGUGUCGAAGGACUAUCGCGAAUCGGUACUUUGGUAGCCAUUCUCGACUUGGACUUUUGGUCAGAAACCAGCUUUUUUGACUUGGUUGGAGCCAUCGUCGAUAUUUCUAUCUACCAAUAUUUUUCUGGAAUAAAAAUCUUGGAAAAUUAGAUGUGAAGGCUCGGCGUUGUGUUUGUG
This is a messenger RNA of [Torrubiella] hemipterigena, 1997 nucleotides long. The record is from the annotation of a GenBank genome assembly. NCBI's taxonomy places the organism in Eukaryota, Fungi, Ascomycota, Sordariomycetes, Hypocreales, Clavicipitaceae.